Messenger RNA from Epinephelus moara (kelp grouper), 6903 nucleotides. It is a transcript of the gene spef2, whose product is annotated as sperm flagellar 2. Gene Ontology annotation, cellular component: sperm midpiece; manchette. The record is from RefSeq and is a predicted model, not a curated record. Bases 132 to 5279 code for a protein of 1715 amino acids. The transcript is spliced from 39 exons. Gene Ontology annotation, biological process: sperm axoneme assembly. Gene Ontology annotation, molecular function: protein binding. Lineage: Eukaryota; Metazoa; Chordata; Actinopteri; Perciformes; Serranidae.
CCUCUGGGAUAUCCUACGCGCUUGCCUGUUUUCCAGUCGUGUUAUUAGCGAGCUAAAGAGUCUUACUAUUACCCAGUAAGAUGGCAAUUAUUAGGUAGUAUUCAGUCCGAGUUGAACUUUAAAGAAAGAAGAUGUCGGACAUAUUGUGCAGGUGGCUGAACGAGGAGCUCCGUCUGUCAAAAGCUGUUGAGCCAAAGACCUUUGCCAAGGAUUUCUCCAGUGGUUAUCUAAUAGGGGAGGUUCUGCAUAAAUACCAGCUGCAGAAUGACUUCAGUAUGUUUAUGAAGAAGGACACCUCCAUCUCCAGGCUGAAUAAUUUUACCCGUGUCGAGCCUACUCUCCGGUUACUGGGGAUCUCCUUUGACAUAAACACAGCCCAGGACCUGAUGCAGGAGAAGCAGGGUGUUGCCAUGCGUCUCCUUUACCAACUCUAUGUCUCACUUGAAAAGAAGAAGAAAGCAGAAAUCAGCAGCAGACUGAUGGAAAUCAUGCAGCCUGCAGCCACUGCUGGCCUGCACAAAAAAGAACAUGAGAUCUACUCUGACCGACUGCAUCAGGUGGUGAAACGCGAUGCAGAGCUAAAGCUACAGAAAAUUACUCAACACUAUGAGAAGAAAUGCCUGCAACCGAAUGACACGUUUGUGACCCAUCCCAUCCCGCAGAAGAGACAACUCAGAGACCAGGAUCAGAAGAGAGUGAAGAAUAUUGAGAAGCAGCGUGUGUGUCAUGAGAAGCACAAUGGCAUCAUGACUCAUACCCAGGCCACUUUUGUCCAAGUGCCUAAGCCACCUCCGUACACGUCACAGCUCAACCUAAAGAGGAGACAACAGCAGAAGCAUUGCCGAGAACAACAGGCGCAGAGGGUCCAGACUGAAUUAGCCCAGUUUGAGACAAGGAAGAAACUGGUUACUUGUGGUUUUGCGUCCUCGUUAAGUGGUCAGUCCUUCUCUGGAGAUUUUCCUCGCAAUGGCAGCAGCCAGGGCUGUGAGGUCCCUGGAGGUGGAACCAAGCUGAUAUUGCAAUCCAAUAGCAAGUAUAUACAGGAUGUCAGGCAGAGGCUGGAGAAGAGUGCUGUGACUCGCGAGCAGAGAGAGAAAAUGCGAAACAGAUUGUUGGUGGAGCGGCUCAAGGCCCAUGAAGCUCAAGAGGAGGCACGGCGAGAGGACCAGCUGGUGAAGCAUCUGACGUGUCAGACUCAGCAGGAGCAGCGUUUGGCAACUCAACUCCUCCAGAUUCGUGUGCAGAAGGACCGGAUCCGGGAGAACCGCCUGUUCAGAGAGCAGCAGUACAAGCAGCGGAGAGAGCGGGACUUCCAGGAGGCUCUGGAGAGGGAGGCGGCUUUGGCUCAGCAGGAUAAGUUGGAGCUCGCCGAAGAGAUCAGAAAGGAGCUUGAAUUCUGUAACAGGAUUGCUGCUGAGCAAGCUCAGAGCAGAUACAAGAAGCACUUUAAUAUCUGCAAGGACAUUUUGGAACAGAUAGUGGACUUGGCCACCAAGGUUGGAGAGUAUCGACUGCUCACUGGGAAUCUGGUUCCAGCAAAGCCGAUGAGAGAGUGGAAGGAAUUGCUGCUCAGUGGUCUGCCUCUCUAUGAGCCGAUUAAGUGCCAGCAGCCAGGGUUUGAGUUCUCUACACCACUAGAUCCCACAGAGCUUAAGAAGCAGGACAUACUCAAAAACCAGGACUAUGAUGAAUACACUAACAUGGUUGGUGAGUGGGCAUGGCUGGAGGAAGCAGGGGAGUCCAAAUUACCCCUGACCAACAACAGUAUUCUCGGGCAUAUUGUCGUUCGACUGAGGAACAUUGUUCAUCCGGCCAUCGUAGAACCCUUGUCAUCUUCAUUCCCUCACUUUACCCUGAAGGCCUGUGUCCUUGGCAAGUUUUGCUCUGGCAAGACCACCUGCCUAGCCAAGUUUGCUGAAGCCCGUGGCAUUUAUGUCUUAUCAGCUGACACACUGAUUGAGGAGGCGUUGAAUGCUUACCGUAACAGAGAGGAGAAGUUAAAGGUCACAGAGCCGCAGGGAGAGAAAGACAAUGAGCAACCAGUCACAUCCUCCACAUCACUGAAGCCUGAUCGUGACACUCAAGAGGAAAGUAAAGACAGCAACAUAAGACUGUCUACCCAGGGCUUGCAGGGCGCAGCUGCUGAAAAAGAGCUAAGGAAAGGCAAUGCCAUCCCUAAUGAGCUGUUAGUGGAGAUCAUAGUAGAGGCUAUCAGGCAGAUUCCAGCUCAGUCAGGUUGGAUCCUGGAUGGCUUUCCAGCGGAUAUCACCCAGGCUCACCUGCUAGAGAAAGCCCUGGGUGGGUCUGUAGAUGAAGGGAAUAGUGCUGUAAGCAGCAGGACGAACCUUGCUGCUGAUCCUAACCCACCCAGACCUCCAACACCCCCACCUCCUGUUCUGGAUGUGGCUCUGCUGCUGGAUAUCCCUGAUGAGUGUGUGGUCAGACGUCCAUUCAGUCAGACGGAUAUAGAUAAUGCUGCUGCUACAACCUCCCAUCCCACAGACAGGAACGUGUAUGUAGCACAGAUUCCACACAGGAUCAAAGCUUUUCAGGACACUUGGUCAAAACUAGAGAAAUGGUAUGGUGGAAAGCAAAACAUUUUGGUUCGUGUUGAUGCAGAGGUAGACGAGGAGGAGCUUUACAAAAGGGUGGAGUCUGCCCUGCUGCACGUUAUGAUGCAAAAACAGGAAGCUCUUGCCUCUCCUCCUGGUGAAGAUUUUGUGUUGAACAGUGGGAAAGUUCUGGACUCCUUUACAGCCACAUCUCCACCUAUAGAUCAACCUCAGGCCCUCACAGACAGUGUCCCUGGUCCUACAGAUUCUUACUCCAGCCUUAAAGAGGAAAAAGUUCAAAGUGUGAAGUCACUCUCCAAAUCCAACACACACUCUCCCAGAGGGCACUCUAGGAAGGCAUCAAUGUCCUCAGUGACCAAUGAGGACUCUCAGGGAGUCCCCAAGAACUCACCUGAGUCUGCCUCUCCCUGCCCUGGUUCAUCCAGCUGGGUCUAUGUGGAUGAUCCCCUUCCUCCAGAGAUCCCAGAGUACCUGUGUCAACAUUGGGACACAGUGUGUGAUUCCUAUGUGAACAAUGUAAAGACAGUGAUGCAGCAGCUGCGCUCACAACGCACUGUUAUUGACCGUCACCUUUUCAACAUCAGAGAGGAGUAUAAACAUUACCUGGGGCGUCCAGACUUGAAGCAAGAGUUAGUGUCUCAUUGGCAGAAGGACUUCAACAACGUACCUGAUGAUAUGAGAGAAGACGAGGACACCAAAGCAGAGCUGCACCUGAGACUGGAUGAACUGCGUGAACGUUUGUGGGACAUUAGUGACAAGCGUAAAGAGGAGGACGAGCAAGAGAAGGCUGCUCUCAUGGAUAAUGGCUGGUUGGAGGAACACACUGCCGUCCUCAUCAACCAUCACUCUGUGCUCAUGCAGGUAGAGAUGGACCGUUUCCAGGACACACUGUAUAUUCUCAGAGUUUACUAUUUGAGCUUGCAGAGACAGGAGCCUCCUGAGCUACCCUCCAAGUUGGAUCGUAUCCCCCUGCUGAACACCCCAGAAAUUAAGGAUCAGGACGAGAGGCGUCCUGACUCCAAGAUGAAAGACCAGAGUCAGACAGAAUCUGACAAGCCACCCCAUGAGAAACUGAUUUCCGACUAUGAGGAGGCACUCACAGCCAUGAGCAAAUUGGUGUCAGCAGAAGGCCACCAGGGGGAGACGCAAGAGCAGAAGGAGGGACAACAAGAGAAGGAGAGGGCGAAGGCAUCUGCAAGUGCACACAAAAGGGAAAAAGGGAAGCAGUCAUCAAAAAAACAGAGAGGUCCAUCAUCAUUAAAUCCAGCACCCAGCCCUGCACCGGCUGAUGACAAAAACUCAGAGAAGACUCAUAAUCAACUACUCACAAACAAAUUACAUAAAGAAUAUGCAGCUGCACUGGAUCAUGAGGCAAAUGCAGCAAAGGUGCGCAUUGCGCUGUUAAAAGGUCAUGGUCUGGUGAUGGUGCACUCCCUGCAAAGCAGAGCAGAGGAGGCAUUAAGCAGCAUGAAGAGGUGGUUAGAGGCACACUACCUUGCAGAAAUGAAAAGUAUUGACCAACUAUCAGAGGUGGUUCGCCACCACAUAGAGGCUGGUGCUAAGAUGCAGAAUGAGCUGGUUUUGGAAUGUACUGACUUCUACCUGAAUGGAGACUGCCACAUGGUGGCAAGCCCCCCGGCUCCCCCUCCUCGUCCACCGCCUCUGGAGAAACCCACACGGUCCACCCCGACCAUCAUUCAGCUAGAGUCACUCCACCGAGCACUAUGCAACAUUGCCCCAUCAGGCCUCAUGUCCAGUUCUGAGUUCUCCAGUUUGGUCAGGGAUUUAAUCUCUGUUAACAUGGGCAGAGACACCUUGCCUCAGCCCUGGAUCAACAUGAAUGAAACACAGUUGAUGGAGCUUGUAUCUCUGCUAAUGGAUGACAAUGAGCUGAUAGACUGGCGUCAGUUUCUGCUCAGCGCUGCCCUCCCGUGGACGUUUCCGUCCUUAUCACAGCUGCUGGGCGUGCUACGUGGUUUCAAGGCAGCAGAUACUGGCAACACAGGCUAUAUAAACAAAGAUCAGUACCUACAGACAGAGUUGUGGUUCACCAGUGAGAGCAUCCAGCCCAUCCCUGAAGACCCCUCUGAGCUGCUACCUUAUGAUCGUCUGGCUAACCUACGCAAGUUCUUUUUCCAGUUGUUUGCGGACUGCUCUGUCUCUCCCCCUCGACUGGACUAUGUGUCCAUGCUGCAGUACUUUGCAGCCGACCCUAACCCCAGACAGGGCUUCAUCAGAGCACUUAGUGUAGUGCUGGGCAAACAUCUCAGGCACUCCUCACCCGGCCAUCUUGUCAAGUCAAUGCCCAGUAUAGAUGAGGCUGCAGAGCUCAGCUCCUCAGAACUUGAUGGAGACCACAAGGAAGAAGAGACUCAGUGCGCAUCAAGCACUUCGUUGGGGGAACAGGAAGUGUCCAUCCCUGCUCUCCUUGCCGUCAUCUGCCACAAAGUCACUAAGAUGAAAGACGACAGCCUCCUUCCUCCAGGCUGCUUCAGGAGUCAGGAGGAGCACAACGAGCACCUGGUGCAUAUGUUCAGAGAGCUGGGCUACAAGCCUGAGGACUGCAUCCCCUUCUCUGUUCUCUCCCAGCAUCCUUUCAUCCAGGGCCUGAUGGAGACCUCAACACAAUACCAGCUUGUAAACAUUCACAGAGUGCUGCUGGCCCAUCAGGAUGAAGCAGAGGCUAACAGCUUGGCAGUUUCCUAAAGUAUAAGACAUACAUAUACCGUACAUACACACACACUGGUGUCUGCAUCACAAAGAACUCUUUCACUAAGGAAAUGCAAAAGAUGUUGAAGCGUUCUCAUUACUUUUACAUUUGACGUUUGCUGAAAUGUAUCGCUUGUUUCAGUAUUAAAUAAAUACGUCUGCAGCCACAUCUUGCGGUCAGUAUGUAGAAAUGUCUGUGCCUGAUGCAGGGUGGAAUCACAACAAUAACAUCAACGACGGCAGGAUUGACCUCUCUUAUUCCCUUUUUUUCCCCUGAUACACUCCAGCAGUUUUUCUGACUGACUUGUUUUUCUAAUGACCUCUCUGACACAGAAAAGCAUUGGUUGUGGCUACAAUGAGUGCAUUGUCCAGGAUAACCUACAUGUCAAGCCUGACUUACCAGCAACUGCCUGCCAGGGCACCCACAACUCUACCAACGUCCAUUCAGCAGUGAUGAUGUGUUACGGUAGCUACUCUACUUAGCAGCCACUGCUGCCUGUUUGCCAGUCAAGUUACUGUGCAUGCUGUUUGUGAAUUACUGAAUGUGUAAAAAUAGGGGCAUGUAUAGAUAUGUAAUCAGUGCUGUUUGCUAACUUUUCACAUUACAGCAGAUAUGGCAACGUUUCUCUGCUUCAUUAAUUUAGUUAGAUACAGGUGUGACAAUAAAUAUCAUCAUUAUCAUCAAUAAGUUCCUUCAUGUACUCAUUGAUUGAGGGGAUUUCAUUCUGUCAGCAGCCUUGAGAGAAUGUAAGUCCUGUUAACAUUUCCGUUUGUCUAAUUUGAUACAACAAGGCUCGGGGAACCCCAACACCCCACCCCUCUGACCCACCUCCCUGUCUCUUUUUCCCUCCCUUUCAUUACCGCUGCAGGUCCAAGGCUCUUGGACGUCUCAGUGUCUGACUUUUAGAGAAAACAGAGCCACUCACAUUAUGUCAUACAGACAGAAUCAUACUUGCAGACUUGCAUCUAUAACCUGAAUAAUACGGAAUAAAUCAGGGCCUUAUUUCGGACGUUUUACAUUUGUUGCAAGAUAAAGCGUACUGGAUACAGUCUUUGUUUACUGUGUAAGGAUUUUGGAUUUCCCUCGUAUCGACUUGACACUGCAGAGUGUCUAAGAGAGUCUUUACUCCUGCGCAAACAGUGAGAUCAGAAAGAAGACUUUCAGGACUUUACGUGGUGCUCUGAAAAGACGAUGUAAAUUUUCUGUUUUAUGCUGGUAAUCCUGUGUUUUUUUCCUUCUUAUGUCUUGUGGAAAAUUUUGUGCAGAUCAAAUUUCUGUUUUCGAGCCUGUUUGCCCCAGUUACUCACUGGAUCCAACUUUCUUUCUCAUAAGGAAUUCUUGUUCGCGCAUCAAAGUUUUCAUUACAGUUUAUGUUUGAAUUGGAGGACUAUUUUAAGAGGACCUUGGCUGCAGGUCAGCGUGCGGUAUUCUAAGAACAACAUGGGAAUUGUAUUUUGGAUGUUUUCUCUUCUGGCUCUUCCAGUCCUUCAGUCUGCCAAGAUCCUGACUGUCUGUCUAAUUGGAGGAAGCCACUACUUGUUACUAGAUGAAAUUUCUCACAACUUACAUCAGCAUGGCCAUGAGGUCCGCAUGCUCCUGCAGCUGGGCAACCCUGUGAUU